This is a messenger RNA of Meloidogyne enterolobii, 1340 nucleotides long. The record is from the annotation of a GenBank genome assembly. NCBI's taxonomy places the organism in Eukaryota, Metazoa, Nematoda, Chromadorea, Rhabditida, Meloidogynidae.
UUCCUAGCAGUUUCUCGCUAUUAAAAUUUUUUUUUAAUUUUACAGAACAAAAUCGCCUCCAUCGGUUUCCUCGAACGCAGCCGCUCCCAAAUGCUUACAAUUUCCACCUCUUCGUUAAUUCAAAAAAUAUUUGGAGGCACUCCCAAAAAGAAGCAAAAACAACUACGAAAUAAUAAAAAUAGUCCUUUAAUUAAUGAACAAAGGAAACAAUUGUUAGCUACUCCAACGUCUUUACAGAAUGGGGAAGCUGCCCACUUUCGCAAACCUCGAUGGCCUUUAACCCCUCUCCGUUCAUUUAACUCAACUUCUACGUGUUCCCCUACCCCUAAAAAACAGCAGCAACAAACUCCUCCGUAUACACCUACUAGCAGCAAUUAUUUUACUUCCUCAAAGCCUCAAGUAUUCCAAUUGCCCCCCAAAAAAGAAGCUUCAUGUUACAAUUUAAAUUUUCCUUCCAUCUCUUCUGGAAAUUUUUUUGAAACAAAUUUACCCCUAAAACAACAAAAUUGGGGGUAUAAUAAUGGAUAUAAUAAUACAAAUAAUAUUUACCCAAAUAAUUAUUAUCAUCAAAUACCUAUUUAUAGUGAGAGGCAUAGUAGAGAGGGAAAUUAUGAAUUAGUGUAUGAUGAAAGGCUAAAAGAAUGGAUUUACCCUUGGGAGAGUGCAUGUGCGAUGAGUUGGAGCGUCUUGCUUAUUUUUGCAGGCCUAAUGAAAAAUUAUGUUAUCAACCAGCUUUGUCUAAUGCCUCCCGGCCAUUUUAUGCUUCGCUUAUCUGGCAGUAGGCGGAGAUGUCUAGCACUAACCAUGCGUGUGCCAGAACCCAUAGAUGGCACAAUUACCCGAAAAAGAGGAAUCGCAAAUUAUUUAAUUAUUCGAAAUGUGCAUGGGUUUAGAAUUAGGGGCUCAAAACGCUAUUUUCAAUCACUCCCUAUGCUUAUCACCCAUCAUUCUGUUUUGCCUGAGCAGUUGCCCUGUAGACUCCAACUGUCAGAUUGGCGUUGGACUAGAGAACCCAAGACAAACACCCUACUUCGCCGUCAAAGCAGCGGUGGAAGCACAGCCAUCGCCAUGCGUUGUAGAGAUGAAGAAGGGAGACAAUCCCCUUCGGAUACGUCUAAUAUGGUUCGUUGGAGAAGGCCGUUAGCUUCCCAAAAUGAGGGUGGUGGGAGGAAUAUUCACUUGACUGGAAAGGAUCAGAAGUUAUCAAUAAAUGCUUCUACCAGAACUAAUAGUAUUAAUACCAUGUUUUCCUCAAAAUCUUCUACUUUACUCUCCGCGUGAUUAUUUUUUAAUUGAGACUAAUAUUCCCAAAUUUAAUCGAGACUUUGAUAUCCUCUUUA